Aureobasidium subglaciale EXF-2481 is the source of this 1704-nucleotide messenger RNA. RefSeq lists its product as uncharacterized. The coding region runs from base 1 to 1704 and encodes 567 amino acids. The transcript has a single exon. Lineage: Eukaryota; Fungi; Ascomycota; Dothideomycetes; Dothideales; Saccotheciaceae. The record is from RefSeq and is a predicted model, not a curated record.
AUGAGCAUGGACGCUGGCGGUCUCGCUCAGAUGACUUUUAACGGUUUCUCUUCCAACGGCCUUGGCGCCCCCGGCUCUGGCUUUGCUUCUAGAAACAGAGGAGCCCAUAAUCACAAGCGCCUCAGUGUUGGCCUCCCUCAGCACAUCAGCCCCAACGAGAACCACUCCGACUCAAAUCCUACUCCUCGCACUUCGCGCUCCCACCUUCUCGCCGGUCUCCGCACCGCUCCGAAGACGCAGGCCGUCCCGGCUUCCGCUCCUUACAACCAGCUCGAUUACCAGUCUCAGCUCGGUGGCAUGGACCCCAAUACAUACAACGCCUACAUGCAGAGUGUCCCUCAGUCGGCCUCUGCCGCUAGCUUUGGUGGCAACCACUACGGUGGUGGUCGUCAGCAGCAGCAGCACCAGCAAUUCCAACAGCAACAGCAACAGCAACAGCAGCAGCAGCAGCAGCAGCAGCAACAACAUCAACAACAACGUCACCAGCAGCAACAGCAACAGCACAUGUAUUCUAUGCCCGAGCAGGUCUUGGCCCCGCCUACCUUCUACGGCCAAGAGGCUGAGAUGGACCCCAGCGUGAUGGAGCAACUUCAGCUCACCAGUCUUUUCCUCGCUCAGCGCCAACAACAACUUCAACAGCAGCUCGCCGCCAUCACGGCUGCUGCCGGCACUACUCAGAUGCAGAGUCUGAACAUGAGUCAGUUCCAGCAGCCCAUGUCUUCUCAAGUCAACAACUACAGCCAACAGCGCUCUCAACAACAUUCGCCGAUUGAGGUUCCCGGUCAGCCUGGUCUAUACUUGGUGUACAACCCCAUGACCGGACAAUACCAGUACGCAGUGGACAACAACGCUCAGUCGCCCAUGUCUCCUGUCUCGCAGAACCAGAACGGGUUCUUCAACGUUGACACUCCCCAGAAGCAGCAACAGCCUGUGUUCCGUGCCGAGAUUUCACCGCCUCCUACCGAGCGUCCUACGCCAACUGGUUCGCGCUCCAUCACCCCUCCUAAGAAGACAUCUUCCCCUGCGUCAAACCUCGCUCACGUCCAGCCUCUACCUCCUCCAUCUGCCAACGCCUUCCGCCGUGGCCACAAGAAGGCAUCUUCUCUUGCAAUCAACGCCAUGACUGGAGCAUUGGAUGGCCCCAAGACCAGCAGUGUUGCUACAUUUGGCUCUGCCAGGACCGUGUUCCCACCCACUCCAAUGACUGGUACUUUCGGACCUGGUGCUGCUCGUGCUGGAGAACACCCCGUACGUCAGCCCCGCGGUCCUCCCCCGCUCGAGGAGCUCAUCGCUCUGCCCACUAGCAAGCAUGAAGGCAGCAAGAACUUUGCAACACGCCAACGUCGCCGCGCUCUCGACAAUCUUGUUCGUGCUGGUUCUUUCCGCCGUGCCGUCAGUGGAUCCCCUCGUGGUAGCCCGAUCAGUGAGCGUGAGCUCCACUUCCAAUCAGAGGAGGAUGAGCCAUGCUUCCGCAAGCAGAGUCCUAUCGGCAGCGAGCGCAAUGCUAAGAGAAGCUCAAAGGACAGCCUUGAAGGUCUCGGUGCAGGCGGUGCAGUUCAGACUCCAGGUAGUGAGAAAGGUGACGCCUUCGACAUGGGAUCUUUCGUCAAGCAACUUCCCAGUCCUAUCCAGCAAGGUCUUGGUCGCAGACACAUGAUGUUAGGUGUUCUUAGCGCAGCUGAGAAGAGAAAGAGCAUGUUCUAG